Molecule: messenger RNA, 1671 nt
Organism: Triticum aestivum (bread wheat)
Lineage: Eukaryota; Viridiplantae; Streptophyta; Magnoliopsida; Poales; Poaceae
Product: alpha/beta hydrolase domain-containing protein 17C
Exons: 6
Coding region: 171-1355 (394 amino acids)
Source: RefSeq, a predicted model, not a curated record
CCCUCCUCACUCUUCCAGCUCCUCCUCCCCCUUUCCCUUCCAGCGCAACGGAAACGCCUGACCCGACGCGCUCCUCUUCCUCCUCCUCUACUCAUCGUCGUCCCCCCUCCCCUCUCGCCGUCUCCUCCCUCGCCCUCACCCGAGCCGUAGCCCUACACCUCCCCGCGGGGAUGGGCGGCGUCACCUCGACGGUCGCGGCCCGCUUCGCCUUCUUCCCGCCCAGCCCGCCGUCCUACGGCAUCGAGCCCCUGCCGCCGCCCGAUGCCGCCGGGGCGACGGCCGGGGAGGCCAAGGGGGAGGAGGGGAGCGUGGUGGUGGAGCUCACGGGGGUGCCGCGGAGGGCCAACGUGGAGGCGCGGCGGCUGCGGACCAAGCGGGGCACGGACGUGGUCGCCGUGUACGCGCGCCAGACCGGCGCCAAGCUCACGCUGCUCUACUCCCACGGCAACGCCGCCGACCUGGGCCAGAUGUACGAGCUCUUCGUCGAGCUCAGCGCGCACCUCAACGUCAACCUCAUGGGCUAUGACUACUCUGGUUAUGGACAAUCUUCUGGAAAGCCCAGUGAGCAAAACACAUAUGCUGAUAUAGAGGCUGUUUACAGAUGUCUCAUAGAAACCUAUGCAGCCUCUGAGGAAAAUAUCAUUCUUUAUGGCCAAUCAGUGGGGAGUGGUCCUACUUUGGAUUUGGCUUCACGUUUGCCUCGUUUGAGAGCAGUUGUUGUACAUAGUCCAAUUUUGUCUGGUUUAAGAGUGAUGUAUCCUGUAAAACAUACAUACUGGUUUGACAUAUAUAAGAACAUCGACAAAAUUCCACUAGUCAGUUGCCCUGUUCUAGUGAUUCAUGGUACAGCUGAUGAGGUUGUCGACUGUUCUCAUGGGAGGGCAUUGUGGGAACUCGCUAAAGUAAAGUACGAGCCUCUAUGGGUUAAAGGAGGAAACCACUGUAAUUUGGAACUGUAUCCAGAAUACAUUAAGCAUCUAAAGAAGUUUGUUGGAGCCAUAGAGAAACUGCCACCCCCAAAUGAUGAAUCCCCAGAGAGCUCAGGUGCAUCGGACCGUACCCAAACAGAGCCCGAAGGUACAGAGGAGCCAAGGAAAAGCGUAGACCAUAGGGAGAAGACAAGGCCAAGCAUAGAUCAUAGAAAGAGCACAGACCGUCGAGAUAAACCAAGAGGCAGUACAGAUAGGAGGGACAAAAGCAGAAAGAGUGUAGAUAAUCCUGACAGACCACGAGCUAGCGUUGAUCAGCCCGAUAGGCCAAGGAAAAGCGUUGACCGCUUUGGAGGGAUGAUGAAGGCUGUGAGGUUGCGCAACAUCGACUGUUUCAAGGUACCGACAACGUCCUCCGGGAGCUGAAGAUAGAUACCAGAAAAGGUCAGUGGUGUUUUGGAGGGCGCCUCGUCUGUAUGUAUUCCAUCUGUGUAAGUUAAUUCAUUUGGGUGAUUGGUUCGGCUGUAGGCGGUAUAUCUCAAUACAGUGGGGGAUUUGUAAUGUUUCUGGUUUUGUGUUCCUUGUGAGAUGAAAUAAUAACUUAACUUGUUUAUAACAUGCUCCUCAAUUUUCUUCUUAGUUAGAUGAGGUUCAGACCCUUUUAGACGGAUUUAGUUGUGGACUGUGAUAGGCUUGGCUCGGUUCGAGCUCGAGCUUGAUCUGAUGUUAUUCCAAGUACGUA